This is a messenger RNA of Thamnophis elegans (Western terrestrial garter snake), 5170 nucleotides long. RefSeq names its product zinc finger protein 160-like. The coding region runs from base 274 to 4137 and encodes 1287 amino acids. Gene Ontology annotation, biological process: regulation of transcription by RNA polymerase II. The transcript has 3 exons. NCBI's taxonomy places the organism in Eukaryota, Metazoa, Chordata, Lepidosauria, Squamata, Natricidae. Gene Ontology annotation, molecular function: RNA polymerase II cis-regulatory region sequence-specific DNA binding; DNA-binding transcription factor activity, RNA polymerase II-specific. The record is from RefSeq and is a predicted model, not a curated record.
GGAAAGGAAGCACCUUUGGGGACAACCAUGACGUGGAUGACUUGAGAAUCCCAAUAGAGUAUUAAGUAUGGUCUCUACUUACAGUUAGUUAUAAAAAUAAAGGCAGCAUGUAUAAAAGGCUUAUAAUAGUGUGCGGUCCCCCUCAUACCUUGGUUUAUGUUCUGGGAUGAAGCUUAUUCAAACAAACCAUGAUUUAGAACUCUCCCCCCCCCCACACUGCUAGUGAGAUGCACCAGCCUUCUGGUGACCAACAUUUACAGUUUCCUAAAAAAUAUGAUGUUCCUCAUUCGGUCCAAGGUUCCAGAAGCCUUUAUGGAGGUGACUGUGUGUUCAAGUGAUGUGCAGCGCACACAUUUGGGUCGCCGACAGAAAACCAUCUACAAGAAUAGUGUGCAGGGGAACCACUGGACUGCGCCCUCUAUAGGCCGAGUUCAUUGCCACCCGCCCGAGCUGCUCUCCCGCUUGGAUCGUGGAGAGGAGGCCUGGGUCCCACCAAUCCAGAGCUCUGAUGAAAGUGCAGAUGAAGGCCCAAUUAAGCCAACGCUGAAGCAGUUACCGGCGGGAGGGACCCGGUGGGCUCGAUACCGGAGUCCUGUGACAUACCCCAGUUCAGAGUCUGCAAACUCAGAUAACGAUCAAGAAAGUGAAGAAGAGAAGUCCCAUCGUGGAAGCUAUCUUCAUCGUGGAGGUUUUCGACCGACGAUCCUUCGCCGAAACUUAUUUAAUAAUCCCAAGGGGAGUGGAUCACAGAGUCUGAAGCCCAGAGAGGCCUAUAAACAUGGGUCUCAGUUGAAGAAGCCUUCCCAAAGUCAGCCGGGAAAGACAAAGGCAGAAAUGGGCAACGCCAACGAGAGCUCACAGGCCAAAGAAAGGGCUGCAGGAAGGGACCAUCCUGUCCUGUGCUCUGAUUGUGGACUGAUCUUCAAGUCCAAAAUAUCUCUCGCCAAUCACCAGAGGAUACAUACUAUGCCGAAGCCCUAUAAAUGCCCUGACUGCGAAGAAAGGUUUUCAUCCAAAAAAGUCCUUGACCGCCACCAGAGGGACCACAGAGCAGAAGCGGGCAAGAGACCUCCUUGCAGCGUUGUGAAGCCUCAAAACCUGAAGCUCUAUGAAUGUUUCUCCUGCAAGAAAUCUUUUGAGCUCAAAGAGCAAUUCCUCCUCCAUCAAAAGAGCCACACAACCCAGCAGUCCUACAAGGGUCGUGAACGCGGGCAAAUCUUUGUUCAGAAGGAACUUCUUGACAAACAUAAAAAUUGCCACACAACACCCAAAAACAACCGAAAGAAGAAUAAGAAGGAAGAAAAGAUAGAAAGUACGCCUGAAACUGAACACAAGAAAGACAGUACAGCCCCUGUCCCUGGGAGCACAAGAUCACUGAACAUUGGCCUCACUAGACAGCAGCAAGACCAGGUCAAUCUCCAUAAAUGUCAGUUUUGCGGGAAAUGUCUAAGGUUCAAAAGUUUGCUUGUGGACCAUGAGAGAAUGCACAGGGAACCAAGGCCAUAUAAAUGUUCCCAGUGUAGUAAAAGCUUCCUUGUUAAGUCUAUUCUAAUGACACACAUGACGACCCAUAUGAAACAGGCGUCCAGGAAACAUCCAAAGAAAGUUAAAAGCUUGGCUAUGAAAAGCGCCUUGGAUGAUUCGGAAAACUCUCACAAAAGAGGAAAUUCCUCUAAACGCCCAGGUUCCAGAAAAAUCAUCACUCGUAGCUCCUACCACAUUUGGCACCCAAGAAAAUGGGGAGAGAAAGGACUCCAUCAGUGUCAAUAUUGUGGGAAAUAUUUAAGUACAAGAAUCAUCCUUGCUAAUCAUGAGAAACUCCACACAGGUGAGAGACCCUAUAAAUGCCACGAAUGUCCAGAAAGUUUCAUUCGAAAACACCACCUUUUUCGACAUCUAGCGAUUCACCUCAGAGAACUCUCCAAUGACGAUGCCAAAAGUUUGAGUGUGAAAAGUUACCACACUAUGAGGAUCAAAAGUCACCACUAUGGACAGAAGGCUCCUGAAGAUCUUCUCCCUGCAAGUGAUGUCACUCGUCGCUCAGGACUUGCCAAGCACCCCAAAAUCACCACUCAAGAAAAUUAUGUAUGUCAGCAUUGUGGAAAAUGCAUGAGAACCAAAAGCGCCUUUGUCAACCAUGGGAAAGUCCAUAGGAGAAAGGAACAGCCAUAUCCCCACUUGGAACAUGAGGAAAACACCUCCCAGGAAGAACCUCUGGCUUCCCACCAAGAAACCCACACUGUGGGGAAACACUCUCUGAGCUCAGACCCCAUAGGCAAAUUGGUCACAAAAAAUCCCCCCACUUCCUCCCACAAAAGGAAACAGCACCACCUCUGUCAAAAAUGUGGGAAAACCUUUGAUGAUAACAAUUCCUUCACCAGGCAUCAACGGAUCCACUCUGGGCAAAAGCCUUUCAGAUGUGCUGCUUGUGGGAAAUCCUUCGGUCAGAUGUGGCAUCUGAGGAGACACGAGAAGACCCACCUGAAAGGAAAAUUCCCCAAACAGUCCGUUGUAAGGGAAGAGGACAUUCAAGAAAACAACCACCUGGACCGAAAGCUCUUCAAAUGCGCUCUGUGUGGAAAAGGCUUCUUUCAGCCGUGGCAUCUGAAAAGACACAAGCGGAUUCACCUGAAUGAAGAAUGCCGAAAACUAUCUGCAGUCAUGGAAGUCACACGGGCCGUAUCUAAUUUCCCAAGUAGCACAGUGUCUACGGAGGAAGGAAGGGGAGAUCCUGUUGGAAAAGCAUUGUUGCAGCUACCACUUCACACAAAUGAGGUUAUCGGCUUGCCACAUGCCCAGGGAGAAGAAAGAGACUCGCUGGUGCCCUUAGAAGAAAGAUCAGACACAGGAGCUCCAGAAAAGCACAUGACGAUGCCAGUGCAAUUAUCUAGAAAAUUCAACGAAAAUAUCUUGCUGGCCUAUGGGGAAGUCAGCCAGGCAGAGAAAUCGGUGAGGAAACCCAGAAGAAAGGACACAGUCUCUAUCCAUCAGCCCAGGACCUGCUCCAAAAAUGCUCAUUCCCAAAGUCGUAAGAAGGAGAAAAACCACGAUGGCUGCCAAUUGGGACCAGGGGCUUCCUCCAUAAGAAAAUCUAAGAGAGAAACACAGCUAGUGGGGAAAAGAUCCAAACGUUGCUUUUGUCAAGGAGAAGAACGAGAAAUGGUCCCUCUGAACGCAUCCAACCCCCCCAAGAAAGUAAAAUAUUGUGAUGGUCCUGAAAGGGACCCCUGUAUGAGUGUUUCCCCCAGUUUGUUUCAAAGUGCAUCCAAGCCAAAGGAUCUUUGCCUUGAACUGCCCUGCCAGAAAACAUUCUCCAGAGAAGCCCAAAUGAAAGUGACCAAAAAUGUUGUGCAAAGGAACACAGUCGUCUCUGUGGCACAGGAGAGGGAAUCCCUUGAGGCCAAUUCUGGCUCUCAGAGCUGUGAGAAAGAAAAAUACAAGCCAUCCAACGUCAGGGAUCCGGCAGGGACCCGGCCUCUGCCACAUUUGUCCGAAAGCGAGACCCAACAGGAUCAUGACCGAUUCUGCCCUCUAAAUGCGUCCUCAGAUGCUACCGUCCAGAAUUUGGGGAGAGCCCCCUUGGCUGAGCAGCUGGGAGAGACCCCAAAUCCACUAAACAUACAGAGGAGAAUAAAGGCUAGACGCAGUGUUGAACUGAAAGCAGCGAUAUUGAGAAAGCUCCAGAUCUCGUUUUCUAAGGGAAAAACCUUCUGUGAUCAGCAGAUGAAACACGUCUGCACUCGGUGCAAGAAAUCCUUCCGUAGUCGGACUAAUCUCUUGGUUCAUGAGAAGAACCACACUGAGAACAGACCGUUCCCCUGCAUCCACUGCAAGAAAAGUUUUUUUACUAUGACCGCCCUUAAGAUCCACAUGCGAAUCCACACAGGGGAGAAGCCUUACAAGUGCUCUGAAUGCGACUUUUGCUGCAACGUGUUGUGUAAUCUCAAAAGGCACAAGGCCACCCACAGCCAGGAAAGGCUCCAGCCUUGCAUGCAUUGUGUGGAAAACUUCUGGCUGAAUCCUGAACAUAUGGCCCAUUUAAAAUUUAGUGGCAAGAAGGCGGCUUAUGCCUGCCCUGAUUGUGAACCAGCGUCUAUGCACAGGAACCUUCUAAAGCGGAAGAGAAAGAAGUUCUGACGUGAUUCAGAAGCUGAAUCUUAUUGCGAGAAAAUGAGAGACCAUGUGAUUUUUCCGACCUUCCAGCAUUGUAUCGCUUUACACUCAAAAUCGGGGACAUAUUCGAGCACUCUCUCUUGGCUCCCCCCACCCUCCCGAAGCAUUAGAUGAGGCCCUAGCAAACACAUUUAUUCUAGAGUGUCUUACCUCUUUGCUUUUAUCUCAAUAAUAUUCUUUUUAAGUUGGGUCAGAAGAUCAUUUGUAUAACCCCUUCUUCCAUUCCUCCAAGAGUCUGGGUGAAACUGCCAAAAAGAUGCUACUUUGGUGGAGAAAAUAGAGAUUUUUUUUUAAAUCAGAAAGAUGAUCAAAAUAUUGUCCUUGGAACUUGAGGUGAUGGAAGAGAGGAGAGUGACCUAAUUUGUAUUCCGUGUAUUUUUAAAUUACCUCUAACAUGCAUGGACAUCAAUCUAGGUUUGUGGUUUUCCUGUAAGGUGAUAUGUGCCAUUGAUUAUUUUUUUCUGCAGGUUCUCUGUUUAGGACCAGCCAGACAGAAUGUUGCAUUUUGAGAGGGAGGCCGAAGGCAUGUAUAAUAUGAACGAAGAUAUUGGAAUGUGAUCUCAUUAGGUUCUAUUUUGGCCAUAAUAUUUUGAGCCUGUCUUGCAACUUUUAACUUUAACUCAGGGAGGGUGGUUGUGAAUUAGAAUUGCUGUCUUUGAAUUCAAGACCCAAACCAAAUUGACUCAAAUGUUCUGAAAAUUCAAUAGAUCGAGUUAUCAAUGGGUCUCCUUGUAGAUAAUGUCUAUAGAAGUUAUUGUUUGAGAUACUGUACAUUCUAAUUUUUGCUCAUUUUUACUAUGCUGAUCUUACCUCAUUGUCCACCCCUUCUCUGAAUUCCUAUUUUUCAAUGUAAAGUACCAGCCACAACACUGAUUGUUUAUCUUUGAUUAAUCACGUUUAAUUCAAAGUUGGUUCUAGUCACCUUGGGCUCACAGCCUCGAAUCUCUUUUAUCAACUUCUGAAUCUUAUAUCUUGCUUAUACAGUGUGUGUGUAUAC